CCGCGAGGCUCUCGCUUUUACACCGACAAUGGCAAUGGAGCUGAUCGAGAAGUACAGGGAUGGCGCCGAGAUCUACAGCGGCGACGCCAUCUGCAAGGAGAAGACGAUCGAGGCGAUGGUAGAGCUGUGCCUGCCCACUGGCCUGCUGCCGCUGGAGGACAUGGUGGAGGUGGGUUACAACCGCGAGCACAGCUUCAUGUGGCUGACGCAGAAGAAGAAGAAGGAGCACAUGUUCAAGAAGAUCAAGCAGUUGGUGUCCUACGCCACCGAGGUGACCGCCUUCGUGGAGGAGCGCAAGCUGAAGAAGAUAACCGGGGUGAAGGCGAGGGAGCUGCUGAUCUGGCUCACCGUGGUCGAGGUGUUCAUCGGAGAUCCUUUGUCCGGGAAGAUCACAUUUAAGACCGGCACGGGGCUGUCCGACACCUUCCCGGUGUCGGCCUUCGAGCUCGAAAAGUAGAACAAGAGGCAAAUUUGUGGUGAAAUGAAGAUUUAAGCGCGUAAACUAAUGGUCUAUGCAUAAUACAAAAAUUGGGGAAGCUUCGUUAUGACUACGGAACUUCCUUUUUGUUUUUAAGGAUUUGUAUUGUGAUUGUGCCCCCUCUUUAUUUCUUCUUAAUAAUAAAAUUUGCUAAGCUUUAUUUAUCUGGAAA
Zingiber officinale is the source of this 650-nucleotide messenger RNA. RefSeq lists its product as uncharacterized. NCBI's taxonomy places the organism in Eukaryota, Viridiplantae, Streptophyta, Magnoliopsida, Zingiberales, Zingiberaceae. Bases 29 to 457 code for a protein of 142 amino acids. The transcript has a single exon. The record is from RefSeq and is a predicted model, not a curated record.